This is a messenger RNA of Aspergillus sclerotioniger CBS 115572, 1254 nucleotides long. Its product is annotated as serine hydrolase domain-containing protein. The transcript is spliced from 6 exons. Lineage: Eukaryota; Fungi; Ascomycota; Eurotiomycetes; Eurotiales; Aspergillaceae. The record is from RefSeq and is a predicted model, not a curated record. The coding region runs from base 1 to 1254 and encodes 417 amino acids.
AUGGCAAAGCUUCAACCCACCGCAGUACCUCGACUAAAAGCCCAGAUCGACGCUGUGACAGGAACACCCGAUGGGAUCCCAGGUGUCGCCUUUGCUGCUGUGAAUAAAUCUGGCGAUGUCAUCUUCGAGCACGCUUCUGGCAAGCUUGGUUUUGGCCGUCCGGAGCCAAUGGAGCUUGAUAGCAUCUUCUGGCUGGCGAGUUGCACAAAGCUGAUCACAGGAAUUGCCUGUAUGCAAUUAGUUGAAAAGGGUGUGCUCAAUCUAGAUGACGUUGAGCUAGUUGAGAGAUUGUCCCCUGAGCUGAAAGCCGUGCAAGUCCUUCAGGACGAUGGCACGUUGGUGCCUAAGGAAAGAGAAAUCACGAUCCGAAUGCUAUUAACCCAUACAGCCGGCUUCGGCUACUCCUUCAUGAACAAGAAGCUCCUCAAUUCAUACGGAGCCAGAGGCCUGGAUGAGUUCACCGGUUCAUACUACGAAAUCCUCAGCCAGCCUCUUAUUCACCAGCCCGGUGAGAGAUUCGAGUACGGCAUCAACAUCGACUGGGUCGGCCUCCUAAUAGAACGCGCCACCAACACCUCCCUAAACGACUACUUUCAGGAGAACAUCUUCACCCCUCUAACCAUCAAAGAAAUCAACAUGUUCCCCACCCCCGCAAUGCUCUCCAGACUCUGUUUCAUGAACAAGCGCACCCCGGACGGAAAACUCUCCCUCAACGAACAAGGCCAUAUAACCCGCAACCAAUUCCUAGCCCAAACUCCCUCGGAAAGAAAACAGCUCUUCAACCACGGCGGCCAUGGCUUAUUUGGCCGUCCCAGUGAAUACAUCCAUAUCCUUUCUACGCUUCUUAACGACGGCACGCAUCCCAAAACGGGGAACAAAAUCCUAGAGAAGCAUACCGUCGAUGAAAUGUUUACGAAUCAGAUUCCCCAGUUUCCGGAUUUUGGACGUUGUGCCAUCAAUCCACCCCGCCUCGACCUAUCAAACCCUACCUCCGACUUCUACCCCGAGCCCAACAACCCCCCACAAGGCUGGGGACUUACCUUUUUCCUGCACGUGCAGGACAGUCACACCCACUCCAAGGGUGCAGCCUGGGCGCCCGGUCUGCCGAAUGUGUACUGGUGGUGUGAUCGCCAACGCGGGAUUGGGGGGAUGAUAGCGGCGCAGAUUUUGCCGUGGCUUGAUAAGGAAGUUUUGGGGUUUUGGGUGGGGUUGGAGGAGGCCAUUAAUGGGGCGAUUGAGGAAGAAAGAAGAUAG